AUCCUCCUCCUCCUCCUCAUCUUUGUCUCCCCGGGCCGGUGGUUCGUGCGUGCGUGCGCGGAGGGGAGGCGGCGGCGGUAGUGGUGACAAUGUCGUCGGCGGUGGAUGCCAUCUCCUGCUCCAAGGGCAUCGCGGCCCCGCCACCGGAGGAGGCGAAGGAGAGGGUGGUGGUGACCAAGAACGGCGCCGUGGAGCACGUUGCCGCCGCCGCGAACGGCAAGCAGUGCAGCGAGGCGCCGCGUUGCCGCAAGGACAACGACGAGGAGGAAGAUGACGAGGAGAAGGUUCCCAAGGCCAUCGACCUCGGUCCGAGGGUCAGCAUCAAGGACCAGCUCGAGAAGGACAAGGAUGACGAGAGCCUGAGGCGGUGGAAGGAGCAGCUCCUCGGCAGCGUGGAUUUGAACUCCGUCGGAGAGACGCUGGAGCCUGACGUGAAGAUCAUGAGCCUGGCGAUCCUCUCGCCCGGCCGGCCGGACAUCUUCCUGCCGCUGCCGGUGGAGCCCAACGCCAAGGGCGUCUGGUUCACCCUCAAGGAGGGCUCCCUCUACAAGCUCAAGUUCACCUUCUCCGUCAGCAACAACAUCGUCUCCGGCCUCCGCUACACCAACGCCGUCUGGAAGACCGGCAUCAAAGUUGACAGCCACAAGGAGAUGCUCGGCACGUUCAGCCCCCAGCCGGAGCCGUACACGUACGUGACGCCGGAGGAGACCACGCCGUCGGGGAUGUUUGCACGGGGAUCAUACUCUGCCAGGACGAAGUUCCUCGACGACGACCGGAAAUGCUACCUGGAGAUCAACUACACAUUCGACAUACGCCGAGAGUGGCCGGCGUUGAGCUGAGACGUCUUUCCUGGCGGUGGCCGGACGGGUCGCCGAGUGAACGGGUGUCGCCGGCCGUCAUGCGGUGCUGUUACUACUUACUACUGUCGUCUCCGUGGGAGCAGAAGUGGGCAUUCUUCGUCUCGUUUGCGUCUUAUCCACACUUGUUUUUUGUUUGGUUCGGUUCACCCUAGGGGUUCUUUUGUAUAUUGUUGCCCUGUGUUCGGUUGCUUGCUGUGUUAACGCCGUUUUAGACGCUCUGUCAGGUCAAGUUGAUGUAUGCUAUGCUA
This is a messenger RNA of Oryza brachyantha (malo sina), 1108 nucleotides long. Its product is annotated as rho GDP-dissociation inhibitor 1-like. The transcript has 5 exons. Bases 90 to 839 code for a protein of 249 amino acids. Gene Ontology annotation, cellular component: cytosol; cytoplasm; membrane. The record is from RefSeq and is a predicted model, not a curated record. Gene Ontology annotation, molecular function: protein binding; Rho GDP-dissociation inhibitor activity. NCBI's taxonomy places the organism in Eukaryota, Viridiplantae, Streptophyta, Magnoliopsida, Poales, Poaceae. Gene Ontology annotation, biological process: Rho protein signal transduction.